Terrapene triunguis (Three-toed box turtle) is the source of this 1860-nucleotide messenger RNA. RefSeq names its product transcription factor SOX-13. Gene Ontology annotation, molecular function: RNA polymerase II cis-regulatory region sequence-specific DNA binding; DNA-binding transcription factor activity, RNA polymerase II-specific. Gene Ontology annotation, biological process: regulation of transcription by RNA polymerase II; cell fate commitment. Bases 13 to 1860 code for a protein of 615 amino acids. Gene Ontology annotation, cellular component: nucleus. The record is from RefSeq and is a predicted model, not a curated record. NCBI's taxonomy places the organism in Eukaryota, Metazoa, Chordata, Testudines, Emydidae. The transcript is spliced from 13 exons.
UCCUCCCCUAGGAUGUCCAUGAGGAGCCCUGUUUCUCCCCACCUGGAACUCAAUGGAGCCGGGAACAUGGUGAACUGCACCAUCAAGACGGAAGAGAAGACAGAUAGCUGCCAUGAGUCCCCCCAGGGAGCACCCACUGGCUCCGAUCCCCACCCCAGCGAUUUGCAUGGAGUGCCACUGUCACUGAGAGAGUGUGCUGACCCCCGGACUCUUCCACAGGAAUCCCGGUCUCCUGUGAGCAAUGCGUUAGAUUCCAGGAGGUCUGCGUUUGAGCCUGCUGUCAGCAGCCAGGAAAAGUUAGAUUUCAACAGAAACUUGAAAGAGGUUAUGCCAACCAUUGAGAAGUUACUCUCCAGUGACUGGAAAGAAAGGCUUCUGGGUAGAAACACCAUGGAAUCCAAAGAGGUGAAAGGAACCCAGGAGAGCUUAGCGGAGAAGGAGCUGCAGUUGCUUGUCAUGAUCAACCAGCUCUCCACCUUGCGGGACCAGCUUCUGACGGCCCAUUCGGAGCAGAAGAACAUGGCAGCCAUGCUGUUUGAGAAGCAGCAGCAGCAGAUGGAGCUGGCUCGGCAGCAGCAGGAGCAGAUUGCCAAGCAGCAGCAGCAGCUCAUUCAGCAGCAGCACAAGAUUAACCUGCUGCAGCAACAGAUCCAGCAGGUCAAUAUGCCCUAUGUCAUGAUUCCAGCCUUUCCUCCCAGCCACCAGCCUCUCCCCGUGACCCCAGACUCCCAGCUAGCGCUUCCCAUCCAGCCUAUCCCUUGCAAACCAGUGGAGUACCCCAUGCAGCUGCUGCACAGCCCUCCCCCUCCGACGCUGAAGAGACCCGCCGGCUCAGGCCACCUCCAGAUGCAGGAGUCUUCACAGCCACUGAACCUAACGGCCAAACCCAAAAGCUCUGAGCUCUCCAGUGCCUCCAGCUCACCCAGCCUGAAGAUGAGCAGCUGCCGAUCCCUCACUCCUAACCACGGGGUCACGAGAGACCUUCAGUCCAGCCCUCCCAGUCUGCCUCUGGGAUUUCUGGGAGAGGGGGACGCCAUCACUAAAGCGCUCCAGGAUGCACGGCAGCUCCUGCACUGCCACAGCGGGGCGACGGAGAGCUCUCUGAAUAAUCCCUACCGGAAGGACCAAAUGGGCUUGGAUUCCUCGCCCACGAAGGAGCGGAUGGAAGAGACGUGCAUGCACAGACUGGACGAGUCCAUGUUAACCUGCGAUAUGGAUGGCUCACGACAUUUCCCCGAGUCCAGGAACAACAACCACAUAAAGCGGCCCAUGAAUGCUUUCAUGGUGUGGGCCAAGGACGAGAGGCGGAAGAUUUUGCAGGCCUUCCCGGACAUGCACAACUCCAGUAUCAGCAAGAUCCUGGGGUCCCGGUGGAAAUCGAUGACGAACCAAGAGAAGCAGCCCUAUUACGAGGAGCAGGCCCGGCUGAGCCGGCAGCACCUGGAGAAGUAUCCCGACUACAAAUACAAGCCGCGGCCAAAGCGCACCUGCAUCGUGGAGGGGAAGCGGCUGCGCGUGGGCGAGUACAAGGCGCUGAUGAGGAACAGACGGCAAGACACCAGGCAGGGCUACUUGAUAGCGCCCCAGGGCAGUCAGAUGCAAGCCUCUUCAUCGGAUGUCCUGUACCAGAGGCCGGUGGGCAUGCAGCUGGCGCCGCCGCUGGUGGAGCACUACCUGCCCCGCAGCAUGGACCCCAACAUGCCCGUCAUCGUCAACACGCGCAGCCUCAAGUCACAAGAGGGUGACGGCGGGGAGGACGGGCACUCGGUGGCGGAUGGCGAGAUGUACCGGUACAGCGAGGACGAGGACUCCGAGGGCGAGGACAAGAGCGACGGGGAGCUGGUGGUGCUCACGGACUGA